Messenger RNA from Neoarius graeffei (lesser salmon catfish), 1006 nucleotides. RefSeq names its product complement C1q-like protein 2. The record is from RefSeq and is a predicted model, not a curated record. The coding region runs from base 108 to 782 and encodes 224 amino acids. Gene Ontology annotation, molecular function: protein binding. Lineage: Eukaryota; Metazoa; Chordata; Actinopteri; Siluriformes; Ariidae. The transcript is spliced from 4 exons.
AUCAGCAGAGAGGAAGGAUUUCAUCACAUCCAUUUAAAGGAGCAGCUCUGUCAGGGGGUGGGUAUAGAACAGAGUGGUGUAGAACGUCAGAGAUCUCAGCAGUAAAGAUGGAGAGAACCGUGUUCCACGUGCUCGUCGUGUUUCUCCUGACGCCGGUGCCGAGCAGUCUGCAGGAAACGGAAACUCACGGAAAUUUUCAGGAUCCAUGCAGUGAGCUGAAGCAGCUCCGAGAUCUCGUGGAUCAGCAGACGGCCACUUUAUCUGAGAUCAAGACGAAGAUGGUGUACAUGGAGAAAGAGAACGCAGCUCAAUCAGCCGAGCUGUCAGUCGUGAAGAGUGAACUGGGGAGUGUGAAGAAGCAAAACGCUGAGCGGCCGAAGAUAGCGUUCAGCGCCGGAUUAUCUGCAGGACAGGCAGGGCCGUUUAACACCGAAACCACUCUGAUUUACAGUAAAGUCAUCAGCAACAUCGGAGGAGCUUAUAACCCACACACAGGCGUGUUCACAGCCCCGGUUCGAGGCGUGUACUAUAUCCGCUUCACAGCUGCCACCUACAACACCAACAACCACAACAUGGGCGUUCAUCUGUACAAGAACAGCCAGCACCUCAUGCACUUGGGCGAGUACAGCACGGACGGCACUGCCAGACACGUGUCCGGCGCUCUGGUGCUCGAUCUGGAGGCCGGAGACGUCGUGUAUCUCCGCCUCCUCACCAACUACACCCUCUACGAUGACACGAUGCUCCGCAACACCUUCAGCGGCUUCCUCAUUUUCCCUUCCUGAAAAACAAACAAACAAAACACCGUCCAUGUUCCAGCUCUGUGUUUAAUCUCCAGGAAAAUGAGUUUAUCUGCAUCCGAAUGUGUUUCUGUCCUUCUGGGUGUGAGAUCACGUCUCCACAUUGAGUGUAAAACUUAAACCUCUGACACUGGAGACUCCUUCAAUAAAUGCUAAUAAAACCCCACCUCCUUCCUUCCAGAAAACUUCACCAGAUCAACAACAACAAC